GUUUGCGACACGGCAUUAAACAGAGAAGAAGACACUCAAAUACUUCUGAGUUUGUGAGCGAAUCGUAAUUUUUUUUUGAGCGAUUACCACGUACGGUCUCUGUGUAAGAGUGGUGGGUGAGCUAAUGCUGAUGCUCAAAUCACACUAAGAAAAACUGUCAUCCGCUCAAACAUGUCAGCAAGCUAGCUACAACUAACGUUAGUAAUGUAUAUACCUAGCUAGCUAGCGACAUACGCUAGAACACAUUAGCUAGCUGCUGCUAUCCUGAAAACACUUUGUUAGUUAGCUUGCUGGGAAGUUAGAUUGACAGCAAGCAAGCUUCUUCCACUGAGCAUGUGACGUUAUGUUCUCUUAAAAUGGCGGUUCUCUUGCAGCUGGAUUAGUUACAUAGAGUUAGGGUUAGGUAUGAACCUCGAGGUCCCAUCUGUGCACCGGGCUGUUACUCCUAAGCGAAGGAACACAACAGGCAGCCGGCCCCCGCCUCUCCAGGAGCACAAACUACAGGAAUCUAUCAGGAAACAUUGCCACAAUCUGCACUCCAAGACCAGACCUUCAGAUUUGGCCCGUAAACAGAGGAUAGCUGAGAGGAGGGCACAACAUUUAAAACUGCCUGACCCACAACAGAGUCUCAUCAAAGCGCAAAAAGUUGCUCGCCGGAAACAGGUUAAAGCACAAAGGCGGGCGAUAGCUAAGAGGAAAGCUAAGAAAAGGACUAAAGCACAACAAGCUGAAGCGGAGUUACAGGAAGUUCAACUAUUUCAAAACAUCAUAAAAUCAGACGUGUUUGAUAUGAACCGUGGCUUCCCAUCGGUGCCCCAGAACAACUCCCUGAGGCAUGAGAACAGAAGACUGAGGCAAAGACAUGCUCAGCUAGCCCAACUCUGUCUGCAACACAACAACACCAACCCCUUCAACCCCCCCCCAGUGAUACCUCCAUAUGUGUGGAGCCCCCGCCCACCCUACACCCCCCCUGGUCCCCCUACAGCAGACAAGGCCAACGGACGCAGCCGCAAGCGAACCAAUAACGACCAGGGCUCCUUUGACCUGAAGAGGCAACGCCUGAGUCCCCCUCCCCAGCCGUCUCCAGGGGCCUUGUCCCUCUCCAGCCCCCAGACCUCGUCCUCCCUGUGGGGGGCCAGUCCAACUCUUCAUCCCUUCUCCACCGACAAGUUGAGCGGUCAGAUAUUGGAGGUGUUUGAGGCGUGCGGUCAGAAGUCCUCCGACCUGGAGAGGAAGGAGCUUUGCAGAACGCAGCUACAGAAGGAGAUACAGAGACUGUUCCCAUUGGCUCGUCUCUUCCUGGCAGGGUCCUCUCUGAAUGGGUUCGGCAGCUCCAGUAGUGAUGCCGACCUCUGCAUGGUCCUGCCCCGUGUCUCAGGCGAGUGGAACGAAGCUGUCCGUGUUCUUGGUCAGAUCAACAAGUUGUUCAGACAUCUGUCGUACCUGAGGAACAUUCAGCUGAUCAAAGCCAAAGUUCCCAUCCUGAAAGCCAGAGACACCGUGAGCGGGGUAGAGUUUGAUCUGAAUAUCAACAACACAGUGGGGAUCAGGAAUACCUUUCUGCUCAGGAGUUAUGCCUAUGCGGAGCCCAGGGUGAGGCCCAUCAUCAUGGUGGUGAAGAAGUGGGCUCAGCACUACGGGAUCAACGACGCCAGCAAGGGAACUCUCAGCAGCUAUACACUGGUGCUGAUGGUGUUGCACUACCUGCAGACUCUGAAGAACCCAGUGGUCCCUUCCCUCCAGCAGCAGUUCCCUGAGUGCUUCAGCGUAACCAUGGACAUCCACAUGGUUCCAGAUGGGCCCAGACACAUCCCAGCCUUCAGCUCCACCAACACGCUGUCACUGGGAGAGCUUCUGCUCGGCUUCCUCAAGUACUACACCUGCAGCUUCAGGUGGGACCAGAAGGUGAUUUCAAUUAGGGAGGCUAAGGCUAUACCAAGAACCAGCAGCUCCGAGUGGAAGAACAAAUUUAUUUGUGUAGAAGAGCCGUUCGAACAGAAAAACACAGCCAGGGCUGUCUACGAGAAAUCCAAGUUUGACGCCAUUAAAACUUGUUUUACUGAGUCGUGGCGGGCCCUGCAGCAGAGUAAGGACCUCAACUCUAUACUGCCUGUCAGACUGGUGACCAUGGGGAGGUAGGAACCCUGAGGAGACACUGAACAGGAUCUGAUCUGGAACCAGAACCUGGGAGGAACUGACUACUUGUAUCAUGUAACCAGGGGUAAUAAGGUCAAUGACUGACCCUGGUCCUAGCCUGGGACUGGCCCUGGGUCUGGAGUGAGAACGGACUGAUGUAGAAAGAGAACCAGUUUCCUCCUCCUUCAGAGGCUGCAUAGUCCAGUUUGAGGUCUUCACAGUUCCUGUGUCGUUUCAGAGGACCCCAGCUGUUACAGUGAUGGUACCUUCUCUGCUGCAUCUGCUUGUUCUUGUUCUCUUUCAGACAGGGAGUCGUUUCUGUUCUUACAUGUUAUGUUUCUUAAAAAUACUAGUUUGG
Messenger RNA from Osmerus eperlanus (European smelt), 2494 nucleotides. It is a transcript of the gene tent2, whose product is annotated as terminal nucleotidyltransferase 2. Gene Ontology annotation, molecular function: poly(A) RNA polymerase activity. The coding region runs from base 406 to 2139 and encodes 577 amino acids. The record is from RefSeq and is a predicted model, not a curated record. Lineage: Eukaryota; Metazoa; Chordata; Actinopteri; Osmeriformes; Osmeridae. The transcript is spliced from 16 exons.